Molecule: messenger RNA, 4753 nt
Organism: Oreochromis niloticus (Nile tilapia)
Lineage: Eukaryota; Metazoa; Chordata; Actinopteri; Cichliformes; Cichlidae
Product: E3 ubiquitin-protein ligase RBBP6
Exons: 10
Coding region: 135-4412 (1425 amino acids)
Source: RefSeq, a predicted model, not a curated record
AACAAUUUUAAGAAAGAACAAGGACAAGACAAAAGCCUGAAAAGAAAACCAGCCACCUCCCAGUCUCAAAACCUAACUCCAGCACCAACGCCUGUCCCUACCCCGCCCCCUGUCCCUACCCCGCCCCUCUGCCCAUGCAGAGCCAGCCACAGAAACCUCAGCAGUCAUCCCACAGCCAGCAGGACUCUCUUCUGGAUCAUCUAAAGACUGCAAAUACACCACCACAGUCUCAAGUCUCUGAGGUUCAACCCGCAACAACAGACCCAGCCUCUGAGAAUGACACAGCAGGCACAUCCCUCCAGCCUCUAGAAAACCAGCUAGAAAUAUCUGAGAAUGAGAUUGAAGGAAAGAUGUGCAGUGACUCAGCAGGUGCUGCCCUGUCUGGAAAGGUUUCAAACAAAGAUCCGACUGAUCCACCGUCACGGCCCAUAACACCGGAUAAUGACGCUCCAGUAGCAGAGCAGCCUCUGACAGGUAGCGUCAGUCAAGAGAAUCAACACUCCUGCUCAGGUCCAACCCCAGUAUACCCUGAAUCCUCAGUCAGCUUGGAGAGCUCUUCUUCAUCUUUGGUUUGUCUCGCUGGAGGAAAGACUGAAUCUAAUACCCAGCAGCUUUCUACCAUCCCCUCCACAUCAUCCUCCUCUUCAUAUUCAAAUACUCCACCACCUCUUUUUCCCUCCCCACUUUUUCACACGUACUUAUCAGCUCAGCAGUCGCACAGCACUUACCCUCCUGGAUACCCACCUGCCACACCCAUCUGGACCCUUCCAGCCCCCCAGGGUACCCCUAUCCCUUCCCUUUGCUCCUCUACUACCACCACCUCCUCCAUCCCUCAUCUCAUUCCCCAGGAGUGGUACAAGUAUCAGAGAAAGAAAAAAGAGAGGUCACCUCAAAGAGCAUCUGGCUACAGACGGUCCUCUUCACAUUCAAAGUCUUCCACAACCAAGGCCUCUUGCUCCUACUCUCAGUCUUCAAGUCGCUCUGAGUCUCGCUCUCGCUCCAGAAGCAGAUCAAGACACCGCUCUCCCUACUCUCAUCAGAGAGACCUGCACACACGCUCUCGCCAGCCUAGCUCUUAUACCUACUGUUAUAAACGCUCGCGCUCACCUACACCAUCCUCGUCGUCUUCACCUCGAAGGGCUCGUCAUUCCAGGUCCAAGUCUCCAUCAGGCAGAAAGGACCGCCAUCACAGUCGCCAUCGUAGCAAGAAGUCAUCUUCAAGCAGCAACCACUCCAGGAAGCGGGGAGAGCGCUCAGGGAAGGAAGCGGCACGCUCAGAGGACAGUAUUUCCAGAAACAUGUGCACAAGUCAAACAAACAGCCUGGAGCUGGACAGGGAGUGCUACCUGCAGUGGAAGAAUGAGUACAAAGAGUGGUAUGAGAAAUAUUUCAGCAGCUAUCAUCAGCUCCACCAGCUGCCUGUUCCCUUACUCAGUCUUCCUCCUCCUCCUCCUCCCCCUCAGUGGGUGAGCACAGACAGAAGCAGAAAUCAAUCGCAAGCCAGCUUGAACUCUCGCUACCAACCACAAGAUAGAUGCCCUGCUGAGAUGGAUGGCUGCUCCCCCUCGUCGGAGUCAUCCAGUGACAGUCGCUCUCCCCCAUCUCAUUCUUCAAGCGAGAGUCGCUCCACGCCGUCUCAGUCAUGUAGUGACAGCAGUUCCUCUGUGUCUUUUAAGGCUAAUGACAGCCGAUCACCUCCAUCUCAGUCGUCCAGUGACAGUCGCUUCACGCCAUCUGAAGACAGAGCUCAGCCGAGAGCAUCUACUGAGAGGUGCAAUGAGAAGUCAAGACAUAAACAAGUCACGCUUUCAAAGAGUAGCAUGGGAAUGAAACUGCAAGGACCGAGUACAGACAAUAAGCCACUGAAAAAACUGGAGGAGUCAAGCCCACUGAAACAUGAACAAAAGAAGAAGAAGAAACAACCUGAAGACAAUGGACAGGAGACUUCGCCCGCUCAUGCUGAAAGCUCUAGAGAUGACAGCAGAAAGGACAAGAGGAAGCACAGCAGUGAACCAAAGGCCUGCAAGCAUAGUACUCCAGUACAGAAAGAUUCAGACCAAACUGUCCUGAAACAAGACCAACCUGAAAGAAAAUUCAUGGAAAGCAAUUCAGAAGGAGAGGAAUGCUGGAAAAGAGGCAGAGAUUUAGACUUUAGUGAUGGGAAGAGACAGCACGAAGCAAAACCCAACAAAGAGCUAGACGGGACGAGCAAAGAGCGAGAAGAAAACCCUGGAGGCAGCAAAACUCCUGACUCUAGAUUAGAGGAGAAUAGGAAAAGAAAGAAUGAGGAUCUGGUGAAGAAUGAAAGGGAUGGUAGUCUUUCUGGUGAGAUGCAAAGUGGCAAACACCUGAAAACAAAAACAGCAGAGGAGCCUGAAAACCGUCUUAGUGAAUUCCUGAAACCACUUGACAAAGAGAAGCAAAAAACAGAGAAGAAGUCAGAGAAGAAAACAUGGCCUCUGACAGCGAAAGACAUCUGGGAGGAAGGGAUGAAGGUGAAACCGCAGAUGAAGAUAAGCAUCAACAUCAACCUGGAUGGCAAAAGGAAAGAGGAGAACAAUGGAAAACACGAGGUUACAGGGAAGGCGCAGGAAAACAUCAAUUACCCUGAAAAUAGAGAGGAGGUUCAGAGGGUCAACAGAGGUGAACUAAAUGAAAAGGAAUCCAGUAGAAACCAGGAAGACCGUUCUGAAGACAAACUGAUACAAGGUGAGGGAGAAACAAGACUGACAUGGGACAAAUUUACCUUCAGAGAUGAUAAGGGAGCAAUUGCAGGAGAGGAGGAAAACCCCAGAGAAAGAAAAGAUGAUGAAGACGAGGGGGAAUUAGACUUAUGGCACUGUGCGCUCACGGGAGUGGAGGAGAGUGAGACAGAAAAGGGGGAAGAAGAGAGUUUGAGAGAUGACGACAAAGAUCAAGAGAUGGGAGACUCGCAGAAGGAGCAAGAAAAUACAGAAGCGUGGAAGGAGGAGCUGAUGGAAGGCAUCGAGAUGAUGACGAGGGAGGAAGGUACACUGAGGUUCAGCUCAUCAAGGAGCAAAAAUGAAGGCCACCAAGAUGGACCUAACACCAAGCUGGGUGAUGGCAGCCGUGAAGAAGAGAGUCAUCAGAGGAGGACAGUGGUGAAAACGUUGGAGAAAUACACCCAAGAAAGAUGGAAGGAGCUGGUACACAUUCAGGCACCCCGAUCAACAUGGGAGAGAGACGAUGAGCAGGAUGAAGGAAAAGCCAGAGUUCACACUGACCGUGUUUCUUUGACUCUGCCUCAACCGCCAGUGACCAACAAAGUAGAGGGUGACGAGGAACAGCGGGGAGAGAGGCGCAGGGAGAAAGCGAGAGAUUCUCCUUGCUCCUGGUCACACAGAAGUGUGGCUCCCUCUAGUGGCAAAGACAGAGCUGUAAGCACCACAUCUGCAAAUGCAGGCAAGGAGACGAGGAGAGAGAUGGACAGGCAGAGGAACAGAGAGAGGGAGAGGCAACAAGAGAGGAAAAGGUCAAAAGAACAAACAAGAGAGGAAGGAAGCGGGAGAGACGGGGACAAAGAGCGAAAACGCACUGCCUAUCUCCCCACCUCCUCUCAGUUUUACUCCUUCUCAACAUCACACGAUGCAGAUAGGACAGAUCUGCAAUACGGGGGCAGCCAGGGUAGCAACAAGAGUUCAUCCUGUCCCAGCGGGAAAUUCACCAGUGCCAGAAACAGGGAAAGCAGCACGAUAAGCAGAGAACCCGUCCUGCCUGAUGAAGAUGCACAGAAAACACACAGAGAGCCAUCACUGAAUCUCAGAUACAAAGAUAAAGACUACAGCCACUACCACAGUAACCACCAAGAUUCAUCAGGGAGUGAUCGAAAUAAAGACAGAGCUCCAGGGACACACCACUCCCACAGCCGGGGUAAAGGCAGAGACCUGCUCCCCUUUGAAUCUCCUGGAUACUCUCAAAGAGAAUCCCCUCAUUUGGGGUUAAUGCAGAGCAAAGCUGGAAAAGAAGAGUGGAAACCAAACAAGGCUGAGAAAUUAGUCAAAGAAGGCAUAGAGGGGAGAGAAAAUCGAGGCAUGAUGGCUGUGCAGGGUGGAGGUGCCUGGUGGGAGCAUGAGGCUGAUUAUAAAGUGGAUGGAGAAGAAGGCUGGUUCGGGGGAGGGAGGGAUCUGGAGGAAGGGGAGAUGCUCAGCAGCCGAAGCAGCAGCGUCGGCUCGUCAGCGAGCCAGGGGAACAGCAAAGACGACAAGAGGACAGAGAAGGAGAGGAAACAAAAAAGGCAGAAAAAAGAGAAAAGGCAGGCGACCCUGGAGCAGCCGCAGGACAGAGAGCUGAAGAAACACACACACAAGAAGUCCAAGAACAGCAGAGAGGGCGCAGAAGAGGAGAGCGGAGGAGAGGGGGCCGACAGGUGGAAACGAAAGGAAAACCACUGAUCCCCACUCGGAUGUGUCACCUCGACUCUAAAAAUAAAGUUAAAUUUACUUGAAUGAUGUUUUUUCUCUGACCAACAGGUGCCUGGAUUUUGUUUUUUGUUGUUACUUUUGUUUAAUUUUUGCUCCAGGAUACGUUUUGUAUCACGUUAAGAUCUUCAUAAUUCAUUUAUAGCAUUCGCAAUCCUCGUAUAAAAUUGUGAAGAAACGGCACUUUAUACAAAAUUCAAAAAAAAGAAAUGAAUGUGACUGAAAUCACAGGGCGAAGCUUAACGCUCUUGAAUUAUUUUGACUUGAAGGAUUUUUGCACUUGUUUACAACUUGCUCAGGACUGCCAGCAGUUA